AAUGGAAAUAGGAGCCACCUGUCACAGGAGGAAGAAGCAUGUAGCAGUUUGUACAGUGUUCCGAAGAUGUACGCAUGCCAACGUACUCAUUCUCUCUUACUCACACAACCGAUUCACUCUCUUCCUUCUUCUUCGUUUCUUCUUCUCCGUUUUUCUUCUAUGCUCCCUAGACUCACCCACAAGCUCAAGCUUCUACACUUACAUUCUUUACCUCCUCCUUCUUCCUUCCUCCUUCGCCGCCGCCACUAUCCUCCUCAAUUUUCCAAAUUCCCAUACUACCCUUCGUCUUCAGCACCCUUUCUCCCUCUCAAACUCCCAAUGGCAUCUUCUUCUUCUUCCUUAUCGCAUUCGCAGCACAAGCACUCCAAUCGCCUAGCUUCCGAGCAAAGCCCCUAUCUUCUCCAACAUGCUCAUAACCCCGUUGAUUGGUACCCUUGGGGCGAAGAAGCUUUUGCUGAAGCGCGCAGAAGAGAUGUACCUAUCUUCUUGUCAAUUGGUUACAGCACUUGUCACUGGUGUCAUGUUAUGGAAGUCGAGUCUUUUGAGGAUGAAGGAGUAGCCAAGUUGUUGAACGAUGGCUUUGUUAGCAUUAAGGUGGAUCGAGAGGAGCGACCAGAUGUUGAUAAGGUGUACAUGACAUAUGUGCAGGCUUUGUAUGGUGGAGGAGGUUGGCCACUAAGUGUUUUUCUUUCGCCUGACUUAAAACCUUUAAUGGGUGGAACUUACUUUCCCCCUGAGGAUAAGUAUGGACGACCUGGCUUUAAAACUAUUCUGAGAAAAGUAAAAGAGGCUUGGGAUAGCAAGAAAGAUUUGCUAGUUAAGAGUGGAGCAGCUGCAAUUGAACAGCUUUCUGAGGCAUUGUCUGCUAGUUCAGUUUCUGAUAAAUUGUCCGAUGGAGUUCCAGAUGAUGCAUUACGUCUGUGCGCUGAGCAGCUCUCUGAGACCUAUGAUUCCAAGUUUGGCGGGUUUGGGUCUGCACCUAAAUUUCCCAGACCAGUUGAGACAAACUUGAUGUUGUACCACUCCAAGAAAUUGGAUGAUACUGGGAAGUUAGAUGGAGCUAAUGCAAAUCGGGAAAUGGUUUUCUUUACCUUGAAAUCUAUGGCAAAAGGGGGCAUUCAUGAUCAUAUUGGAGGUGGCUUUCACAGAUAUAGUGUGGAUGAGUGCUGGCAUGUUCCACAUUUCGAGAAGAUGCUAUAUGAUCAAGGCCAGAUUGCUAAUGUUUAUUUAGAUGCUUUUUCUAUCACAAAAGAUACCUUCUAUUCAUGUGUAGCGCGGGAUAUUCUUGAUUAUUUAAGGAGAGACAUGAUUGGUCCAGACGGUGAAAUCUUUUCAGCAGAGGAUGCUGACAGUGCAGAGACUGAAGGAGCUACAAGAAAAAAGGAGGGAGCAUUUUACAUAUGGUCCCGCAAAGAGGUUGAAGACAUACUUGGAGAGCAUGCUGAUAUUUUUAUUGAGCACUAUUACAUAAAGCAGUCUGGUAACUGUGACCUAUCUAGCAUGAGCGAUCCUCAUGAUGAAUUCAAGGGAAAGAAUGUCCUGAUUGAGAGAGAAGAAUCAAAAGAUCCUUCAGAGAUCGCAUCAAAGUACAGCAUGUCAAUCGAAACAUAUAAAGAUAUUCUUGGAGAAUGUAGGCGUAAGCUGUUCGAAGUAAGGUCAAGGCGGGCAAGGCCACAUUUGGAUGAUAAAGUUAUUGUAUCUUGGAAUGGACUGGUUAUCUCAUCUUUAGCCAGGGCCUCCAAGAUUCUCCUGGGUGAAGCUGAGGGCACUAAGUUCUACUUUCCUGUUGUUGGCACUGAACCAAAGGAAUACAUGCAAAUUGCGGAAAAAGCAGCAUUAUUUAUUAAGAAGCAACUUCACAAUGCUGAAACCCAAAGGCUGAACCAUAGUUUCAGAAAUUCUCCAUCUAAAGCACCUGGUUUCUUGGAUGAUUAUGCUUUUCUGAUCUCUGGAUUACUGGAUCUCUAUGAGUUUGGUGGUGGAAUCAACUGGCUUCAAUGGGCAAUUGAAUUGCAGGGCACUCAGGAUGCUUUGUUUCUUGAUGGGGAUGGAGGUGGAUAUUUCAAUAAUACUGGGGAAGAUACAUCAGUUCUUCUCCGUGUGAAAGAAGACCAUGAUGGGGCAGAACCCUCUGGGAACUCGGUGUCAGCUAUAAAUCUUAUUAGGUUGGCUUCCAUGCUUGCUGAAAGUAAGGCUGAGCACUAUAAGCGAAAUGCAGAGCACCUUCUGGCUGUUUUUGAGAAAAGAUUGAAAGCUUUGCCUAUGGCAGUGCCCCUCAUGUGUUGUGCAGCAGAUAUGCUGCGUGUACCUUCCAGAAAGCAAGUGGUUGUGGUCGGAGAAAGGAAUUCUGAGGAAUUUGAAAGAAUGCUUGCAGCAGCACACGCAUCAUAUGAUCCAAACAAAACAGUUCUUCAUAUAGACCCCAACAACAAAGAAGAGAUGGAAUUUUGGGAACAGAAUAACAGCAACAUUGCUCUGAUGGCGAAAAAUAACCAUGCAGCAAACAAGGUUGUAGCUCUUGUAUGCCAAAACUUCACUUGUAGCCCGCCUGUGACUGAUCAAUCCUCACUUGAUGCUUUACUAUCCAAAAAAUCGUCCUCUUCAUCAACAUGAGAUAUCGGUUCUCACAAGUGGAUGUUAGCUAAAGCUUAGAAGCCAUAUUAUACCCAACUUGUUGGUUCUGACUUCUGUGUCAAAUUAUUUUCUUCAGUGAUAUAGAGAUUACGCUUGUCUUUUUACUCUCUAUGCCAGCAUUGUCUUUCAAAUUUGAUACAGAAUGAUGGAACUCUGUAUAUUUUUAUAGUUAAAGGUUGAAUAAAAUAGUUAUAUAUUAA
Arachis ipaensis is the source of this 2834-nucleotide messenger RNA. RefSeq names its product catalytics. Gene Ontology annotation, cellular component: chloroplast. The record is from RefSeq and is a predicted model, not a curated record. Gene Ontology annotation, biological process: carbohydrate metabolic process. Lineage: Eukaryota; Viridiplantae; Streptophyta; Magnoliopsida; Fabales; Fabaceae.